Messenger RNA from Strigops habroptila (Kakapo), 420 nucleotides. RefSeq names its product feather beta keratin-like. The coding region runs from base 1 to 420 and encodes 139 amino acids. NCBI's taxonomy places the organism in Eukaryota, Metazoa, Chordata, Aves, Psittaciformes, Psittacidae. Gene Ontology annotation, cellular component: intermediate filament. The record is from RefSeq and is a predicted model, not a curated record. Gene Ontology annotation, molecular function: structural constituent of cytoskeleton. The transcript is spliced from 2 exons.
AUGCACAAAGGGUGUGCCUGGGGAGGUCUGGAUCAGUAUAAAAGGCAGUCAACUGCAGGCUUCCGCAUCCACUUCUCUUGCCUUCUCCUCCUUGGUGAACAGGUCCACCUCCACCCCAAAGCCAUGUCCUGCUACGACCUGUGCCGUCCCUGUGGGCCAACCCCACUGGCCAACAGCUGCAACGUGCCCUGUGUCAGGCAAUGCCAGGACUCCCGCGUGGUGAUCCAGCCCUCUCCCGUGGUGGUGACCCUGCCCGGACCCAUCCUCAGCUCCUUCCCCCAGAACACCACUGUGGGAUCCACCACCUCUGCUGCCGUUGGCAGCAUCCUGAGUGAGGGGGGAGUGCCCAUCAACUCUGGGGGCUUCGGCUUCUCUGGCCUUGGUGGCCGCUACUGCGGCAGAAGGAGCCUGCCCUGCUAA